CUUCUAUCUCCCUCUUCACGGCAAAAGCCAUUCUCCACCUUUUGACUCUCUCAUCUUAACAUAUCAUUUAUUUUCUUGUUACAUUUCAAUUGUCAUAAACAUUAGACUCAAAAAAUGGCUCCCUCCUUGGUGCUUCCAAGGCUUGCAAAUUGGGUCAUGAAACAGGUGCUUGUUAAAUCAUGUCAUGGAGUUGCAACGAAAAUGAAAAGCUAUGGAUUUCAUUGGGGCGAUCUUUCACCUAAACCAUUGCAACAACCUUUCCCUGAUAUUGCCACGUGUGGUUUGGAGGGUAGAGGCUCACACACACUUGUUUGUGACUUCCACAAAGCCCUCUUAAGGACCCCUUCCUUCUUUCCCUCCUUCAUUCUGGUUGCCUUUGAAGGUGGAAGCAUUUUUAGGGCACUUGUCUUGCUUUGUUCAUGCCCUAUACUGUGGAUUUUGAGCUAUGAAAUGAAGCUUAGGGUCAUGAUCUUAAUCUCCUUUUGUGGACUCAGAAUGAAGGACAUGGAAAACACUGCAAGGGCAGUUUUGCCAAAGUUUUAUUUGGAGAACCUCAACCUUGAGGCCUAUGAGGUAGUGGAUUCUGUAGGGUCUAGGGUUUUCUUCACCACUAUGCCUAGAGUGAUGGUGGAAGGGUUUCUCAAGGAGUAUUUGAAUGCUGAUGCUGUUGUAGCCACAGAGUUGCACACUGCUGGAUGUUACUUCACUGGUUUUCUCUCUAAUUCUGGUUUGCUUGUCAAGCAUAAAGCCCUAAUGGAUUAUUUUGGAGAUUCAAAGCCUGACCUUGGGAUUAUUGCUAACUCAAGUCUUCAUGAUCAUCUUUUUCUGUCUCUUUGCAAGGAAGCUUAUGUGAUGAGCAAUGCAGAGGGAAAAGUGAUGCCAAGGAACAAAUAUCCAAAGCCUUUAAUAUUUCACGAUGGAAGACUAGCAUUUCUACCUACUCCAUCAGCCACCCUCUUUAUGUUCAUGUGGCUUCCAAUUGGAUUUCUGUUGGCCAUUUAUAGAAUUUUUCUGGGUGUUUUCCUGUGUUGCAGAUUCACACAACCACUAGGAGCAUGGAGUGGUGUAGGUCUGAAUUUCAAGGACAACAACCCCCAAAGAUCAGAGUCAAACAAAGGGGUACUGUAUGUAUGCACCCAUAGGACUCUCUUGGAUCCAAUUUUUCUGAGCAUAUUCUUGGGAAGGCCUUUGACUGCUGUCACAUACAGCCUGAGCAAGGUGUCUGAGAUGAUAGCCCCUAUUAGGACCAUAAGUCUCACAAGGGACAGAAAACAAGAUGGGGAAACUAUGAGGAGGCUGCUGAGUGAAGGGGACUUGGUGGUGUUCCCUGAAGGGACAACUUGUAGGGAGCCCUAUCUUUUAAGGUUCAGUUCCUUGUUUGCUGAGCUGGCUGAUGAGAUUGUGCCUGUGGCUAUGAAUGCAAAAGUGACCAUGUUCUAUGGGACCACAGCAAGUGGACUAAAAGUCUUGGACCCUAUUUUCUUCUUCAUGAACCCUUGGCCUAGGUAUGAUAUUGAGAUACUUGAAAAGGUUCCUAAGGAACUCACAUGUGCUAGUGGAAGGUCUAGUCAUGAGGUGGCAAAUUAUAUACAGAGAGAGCUGGCUGAUGCAUUGGGAUUUGAGUGCACCAACCUCACAAGGAGGGAUAAGUAUAUGAUGCUGGCUGGGAAUGAAGGGGUUGUUCAAGAAAAGAAGGGGAGGAGAUUGUGUUAGCUAGUGGCUGGAGUUUGCCCUUAAUUGAUCAUUUGAUUUCAUCAUGUUUUAAUUUGGACAAUUGUUGCUAUAAUUAACUAAAGCAUCACUUCUUUUAUAUAUUUUUUCCCGUAAAAUGUCAAAUUGCUUCAUAUGUAGAGAGAGUCAAAGAUUUUCUAUAUGAAGUUUGUGUUAUUCAUUUGAAA
Molecule: messenger RNA, 1898 nt
Organism: Cajanus cajan (pigeon pea)
Lineage: Eukaryota; Viridiplantae; Streptophyta; Magnoliopsida; Fabales; Fabaceae
Product: glycerol-3-phosphate acyltransferase 1
Biological process (GO): cutin biosynthetic process
Cellular component (GO): membrane
Molecular function (GO): phosphatase activity; glycerol-3-phosphate 2-O-acyltransferase activity
Source: RefSeq, a predicted model, not a curated record